AUGAGUUCAGGGUUCAAGCUGUCCCCGGUUGUUCGGAUUGUGCUGUGCCACCUUAUUCUCUGGUUCGGCCCGGGAGGCCGAGGAAUACAGGCGGCCAAAGAGAUCCAAGUUCAACUUCAGAUGCGUGAAGAAACGCCCCCGUUCACUCGAAUCGGAUCGAUCGCACCCAGUUUACCGAUGGAUCUGGGGCAAAAAUUACACUUCCUCACAGACAGCAGUUUUUUCUCUGUUACUCCGAACACCGGUGAGGUUCGUGUGGCUCGCCUGGUGGAUCGGGAACGACUCUGUCCGGAAUAUAAACUGUGUUGCGGGAUGAUCACGUGUGAAUUAGACGCUCGGAUAUUUGUGACCAAUAAAGCCACUGGGGAAUUUGCGGCUACGGUCAAUUUAAAAGUAGACAUACAGGAUCAGAACGACAAUCGACCGGUGUUCCCCACGCCGACCCAAAUUGUCCGAGUGUCUGAAGCCAGUCUCCCGGGCACGCAUAUCAGUCUGACACCGGCCACAGAUGCCGAUAUCGAACCGGUCAAUCAGAUUCAACGAUAUACCCUGAUCGAACCGACCGGGACGUUUGUUCUGGAUUUGAACAGUCUACCGUCUGUGCGAUUACAACUCACACGACCCUUGGAUCGGGAAACCACCGCCUCAUACACAGCCACCUUAGAAGCAUGUGAUCCCGGAGCGUGUGCACGUCAAACAGUGGACAUCGAGGUUCUUGAUGAGAAUGACAAUCAUCCGAAAUUUGCCACCAAUCGAAUCACUAAGCAACUGAUGGAAAAUAUUGAUGUCGGACAUGUGGUGUUGCAUUUGAAUGCGACAGAUGCAGAUUCUGGGGAACGAGGUCGAAUAUUGUACUCGUUUCACGGAACUGUCGAUCCAGAUCUGUUGGAUACAUUUGAAUUGGUCCAAGAGACCGGAGAGAUUCGACUCAAACGCCCUUUGGCUGCGAAUAUUCGAAGCAAUUAUCGAUUUAAGGUGGUCGCUUGUGAUGCCGUAUUGCCCGCAUGUACUGGUGACGAGAAUUCUACGGCGGAAGUAGAUUUAAAUGUGAAAGAUAUGAACAAUUUCGCCCCGUCAAUUCAUGCAGUUGCAGCCGGUGUGGCUCUGAGCUCCGCAGAUGCGAUGGGCAGUUCCGGGUCCUCAUCAGGCGGCUACGAUGGUGCAUCCGGAUCUGCCGGGGAAACACGUGAUGGUUUGACUAUUAUGGAAAAUACCCCGCCCAGUCAAGUUGCUGUNAGACGAUGA
Molecule: messenger RNA, 1245 nt
Organism: Echinostoma caproni
Lineage: Eukaryota; Metazoa; Platyhelminthes; Trematoda; Plagiorchiida; Echinostomatidae
Source: the annotation of a GenBank genome assembly